CCACUCAUUAAUUUGCUGCACAGUUCGUCCUCGGAUGCUGCGCCUCCGCUCGUCUCUGCUUCCACUGCGCAGCCGCACUUUCUCCGGCGGGCAGAAGGCAGAGGCGUCAGACGGGAAAAUGGCCCUCGACAAUCUGAUCUUCGCGCAGUGCAUCCUCUACUUUCUGGCCUUCGUGUUCGGCUUCAUCGCCGUGGUGCCGCUGUCGGAGAACUCGGAGGACUUCGGGGGGAAAUGUCUGCUGUUCACCCGUGGAAUGUGGCAAAACGAAAACAUCACCGUGUCGAAGCAGCGUUUCAUCGUGGAGGAGUGGGGACCCGAGUGCUCCUGCAGCUUCAUCACUUUUAUCGGGAUUGCAUCCCUCAUCCUAUCCGCAGUGCAGGCAUGGAGGCUGCUGUUCUUUUUGUGCAAAGGACACGACGACAGCUCAUUUUUCAAUGCCUUCCUCAACCUGAUGAUAAGCUCCCUGGUGAUGUUCACCAUCUUCCUAUCCAGCACCAUUGUCAGCGUGGGUUUCAACCUGUGGUGCGAUGCCAUCACUGAGAGUGGGACCAUGCCUAACAGUUGUGAGGAGCUGCAGGACACGGACCUUGAACUUGGCCUGGACAAUUCUGCCUUCUAUGACCAGUUCGUAAUAGCUCAGUUUGGCCUUUGGGCUGCCUGGCUGUCCUGGCUUGGGAUCACAGUGUUAGCCUUCCUGAAGGUCUACCAUAACUACAGACAGGAGGAUCUGCUCGACUCCCUGAUCCAUGAGAAGGAACUGCUGCUCAGCCGCUCUUCACGCUGCGGCUCUGACCUCAAAACUGGCCUGAUCUAGAAACUACAAAUCUCUCAUCUCUGCCCUACAGUGCUCGUCACAAGUUCACAUACGCUCGACAUCCACAUGGAUCUCGUUUUAGAUAUUGAUGAUGCAUUUGAACCGUUUUUUAGGGUGGACUGAUGAACAAGCAACUUCACAGAAUUUCAUGAAGAAUUACAUCCACAGGUUAUCUCUAAUCUAUUGGUCAAAAUGUCAGGUUAGGUUGUAGAGAUCUUAAAUUCUGGCCUUAAUUUUUCACUACUGUUGUGGGAAAAAAAAAUUAUUUACCAGGCAAUUUUAGUUGAAAUUCCUAAAUUAGGUUUAUUUAUGUGCUGCACAAAAACAAGAAAAAAUGAAGCUCUCAAUAAAAGCUCCAUCAAACAGUCA
Molecule: messenger RNA, 1183 nt
Organism: Xiphophorus hellerii (green swordtail)
Lineage: Eukaryota; Metazoa; Chordata; Actinopteri; Cyprinodontiformes; Poeciliidae
Gene: tmem179ab
Product: transmembrane protein 179a, genome duplicate B
Exons: 4
Coding region: 35-814 (259 amino acids)
Source: RefSeq, a predicted model, not a curated record